Molecule: messenger RNA, 913 nt
Organism: Psammomys obesus (fat sand rat)
Lineage: Eukaryota; Metazoa; Chordata; Mammalia; Rodentia; Muridae
Gene: Fate1
Product: fetal and adult testis expressed 1
Exons: 5
Coding region: 10-459 (149 amino acids)
Biological process (GO): negative regulation of apoptotic process; negative regulation of mitochondrial calcium ion concentration
Cellular component (GO): endoplasmic reticulum; mitochondria-associated endoplasmic reticulum membrane contact site; mitochondrial outer membrane
Molecular function (GO): ubiquitin protein ligase binding
Source: RefSeq, a predicted model, not a curated record
CAGCAGGUGAUGCCAGAAAAAACAGACAGUGGAUACAUGUCGCUGGGGGGAUUCCAAAGACAUUCAAGGGCAGAGCAAAAGCCUGCUGGAUCUGGUUCAGGCCAGCCAUUUUGGAAUGUGACUGGACCUCGUCCCAAGAAAGGGGGACAUCAGAUGCAGAUGCCCCGGGUCCCAAGAGAGCAGAGCCAUGGUGAUAUCUAUCUCCAGGAGUUUCCUGGGACCUUCCAAGGGGGAAGGUUUCCUUAUGAACGCCUGGAGGCUGAUAUAGUGGCAGGGAUUGGCCUGGAAGAACUGAACGGCUUGGAGAUGGAAGUUAUGAGAAGGCAGAUGCAAGUGAUUUCUGGGCGGCUGCGUGACCUUGAGGACCGAGAUGCAACCUGGCGCCAUAAGGAGGCUGUGUUCUUUAGUCUGAUGAUGUCCGUUUUCAUUGCCAACCUGUGGCUUUGGUUGCGCCAGUGAAGUUUCACAGGCAUCAUAGCCCAGCUGGAGCCAUCCCCUUUUCUCUUCCCUUUGCUUCAAGAAAUGCCCUUGCCCACGCCACUUUUAUCUCCCAGCAGCCCCCAGGUAGCAGUUGGGUCAUUUUAUACUUAGGCAUCUUGCCUCAAAAUGAACUCAUGCUAUUGAGAUUCUAGCUGCUAGGAGGCUGGGGAACCACUGGAUAGCAUCACACAGGUGUGCAUGGGUUGGGAUGUUAUUCUUCUGGAGAGACAGGAGGAUGGCACCAGCCCUGACAGAAAUACCAGCAUAGGCACUACCACCUGCCUGCCCAUAGAGCAGGACUCUGUGGGCCUCUGUCACCCAACGUUUCUUCUCUUCCAUCCUCUGUGGGCAGGGUUUUGCUUUGUAUUCCUCUGUUUGCUUCUGCACUUCUCAAGCAUUUGCUCAAAAAACAUGCUCAAUAAACGCUUCAUGA